Cynara cardunculus var. scolymus (artichoke) is the source of this 1890-nucleotide messenger RNA. Its product is annotated as S-adenosylmethionine synthase 2-like. The record is from RefSeq and is a predicted model, not a curated record. The transcript is spliced from 2 exons. Gene Ontology annotation, biological process: S-adenosylmethionine biosynthetic process. Gene Ontology annotation, cellular component: cytosol. Lineage: Eukaryota; Viridiplantae; Streptophyta; Magnoliopsida; Asterales; Asteraceae. Gene Ontology annotation, molecular function: methionine adenosyltransferase activity; ATP binding. The coding region runs from base 429 to 1601 and encodes 390 amino acids.
UCGAUGCUACUCCUUAUCUUUCAAUUCGAUUGCAUUUUUACUACAUUCUUCUACUUGUAUGUGCGAUUCUAGGUUUAGAUCUUACUCUUAAGUUGCUGUUUGAUUUUGUGAUUAUUUUGUUAGAUUUGAUUCACAGUUUAUCGUGAAUCACUUUACCACUUUAUUGAUGCUCUGCAAAUGCCUGACUGUUGAUCUAUUUUAUUGUUUGUUGGGAGAGGAUCUGGACGUUUCGAAGAUUUCUUCUUCUUUUGAUGCAUCGUCUGAAUCGUUUUUGAUUAGUUUUUUAGUAUAAUAAUGUUGAAUUCGUUUUAUUUAGGUUAGAUCUCGUCACGCUCCUUGAUCUAAGUAAUCUUAUAUGUAGUAUUCAUAUGUGUAUUGAUUUGCAGACAAUCGACAUUAUGCCUUUCAACUUUCAAGUAAGUUGAGAGAUGGAGACCUUCCUAUUCACAUCUGAGUCCGUCAACGAGGGACACCCAGACAAGCUUUGUGACCAAGUCUCCGAUGCCAUCCUUGAUGCUUGCCUGGAACAAGAUCCAGAGAGCAAAGUUGCAUGUGAGACAUGCACAAAGACUAAUAUGGUCAUGGUCUUUGGAGAGAUCACCACUAAGGCUAUUGUAAACUACGAGAAGAUAGUCCGUGAUACUUGCAGAGARAUYGGRUUYAYAUCUSCUGAYGUUGGUCUUGAUGCYGACMACUGCAAGGUCYURGUCAAYAUYGAGCAACARAGCCCWGACAUUGCYCAGGGUGUUCAUGGWCACCUCACCAAGAAGCCMGARGAAAUYGGUGCWGGWGAYCARGGMCACAUGUUUGGUUAUGCWACUGAUGAAACACCAGAGCUUAUGCCCCUUACCCAUGUCCUUGCAACUAAGCUCGGUGCCAAGCUCACUGAAGUCAGGAAGAACAAGACCUGCGGAUGGCUCAGACCCGAUGGUAAGACACAAGUGACUGUGGAAUAUCACAAUGACAACGGUGCCAUGGUUCCCACUAGGGUUCACACAGUUCUCAUCUCCACCCAACAUGAUGAGUCUGUGACGAACGAUGAGAUUGCUGCCGAUCUUAAGGAGCAUGUGAUUAAACCGGUUAUCCCAGCUCAGUAUCUUGAUGAGAAUACCAUCUUCCACCUGAACCCAUCUGGCCGGUUCGUGAUUGGUGGUCCUCAUGGAGAUGCAGGUCUGACCGGCAGAAAGAUCAUCAUCGAUACCUAUGGUGGAUGGGGAGCUCACGGUGGAGGUGCUUUCUCUGGGAAAGAUCCUACCAAAGUGGACAGGAGUGGUGCUUACAUUGUUAGGCAAGCAGCUAAGAGUAUCGUAGCUUCCCAACUUGCACGCAGGUGUAUCGUUCAAGUUUCUUAUGCUAUUGGUGUGGCUGAACCACUAUCCGUGUUUGUGGACACAUACAAGACUGGAACCAUCCCAGAUAAGGAUAUCCUUGUUCUGAUCAAGGAAAACUUUGACUUCAGGCCAGGGAUGAUGGCUAUCAAUCUUGACCUGAAAAGGGGUGGCAAUUUCAGGUAUCAGAAAACUGCUGCUUACGGGCAUUUUGGCCGUGAAGACCCCGAUUUCACCUGGGAGACACCGAAGAUUCUGAAGCCGAAAGCUUGAGGUUAGUAAAAGGGCUGGAUGGAUGUAUGGAUGGAUUCUUUUGGGAGAAUAAACAGGGUUGAUCUCAAUGCUGCAAUGGGAAGAGAGGUAAACAUAUGUGUAGGAAGAAGUAUUAUAAGUUUUUUGAUUGUUUUGAGUAAAUGUUGUGUUACAAUUCUUUGUGUUUGUUUUUGGUUGGUGGGAAGCAUUUCAUUUAGGAAUAUUGUUUGAAGAAUCAUUGUAAUCGUUCAACAACUUUAAUUGGUGAAGAAGUUGUCAUUUUCUUUUGGAAAGAAGUGACUUGUUAUAA